AUGAGUUCAACAGCCCCAUCAACGACAAAACCCCAGCAACGAAGAAACGUUUACGAACUGUUGUCUAAUGUUGAUCUAUCAAUCAACAAAAUAAAUCAACUCACCUCGCGUGAAAGAAACGGUGGCCUAUAUCGACUAUCGCUUUACCCAGGAAAAGAUAUCCCAAAAGAUAUUAAGGACAAAAUCAUUAAACUAAUCGUUGAAAUAAUUUAA
Molecule: messenger RNA, 213 nt
Organism: Dictyostelium purpureum
Lineage: Eukaryota; Evosea; Eumycetozoa; Dictyosteliales; Dictyosteliaceae
Exons: 2
Coding region: 1-213 (70 amino acids)
Source: RefSeq, a predicted model, not a curated record